Candida albicans SC5314 is the source of this 1053-nucleotide messenger RNA. RefSeq lists its product as uncharacterized. Gene Ontology annotation, biological process: lipid metabolic process. Lineage: Eukaryota; Fungi; Ascomycota; Pichiomycetes; Serinales; Debaryomycetaceae. The record is from RefSeq and is a predicted model, not a curated record. Bases 1 to 1053 code for a protein of 350 amino acids. The transcript has a single exon.
AUGUAUUUAGGGUUGGUCUUAUCGUUAUUUGUUUCCCAAAUUUUGCAUCUAAUAAGCGCUCAUCCCAUCAACGACGACAAUUCGAUAUUCAUAGAUAACCGCGACCCCACCACACCAAUUGACUCCGAGAUCUAUUCCAAUCUAUAUACAUAUGCACAUUUAAUUGACAUAUCGUAUUGCAUUUCAGAAGUCAACAGAAUAGAAGAACCAUUUAAAUGUAAUUUGAAUUGUGAAAAGAGAUUUCCUAACAUUUCUUUAGUUUAUCAGUUUUAUUUCGACGACUCGGUUACAGGGUACAUUGCCAAAACAACAUCAAACAUCUUUAGAUAUAAUGAAACAAUUGCAGAAGACAAAAAAACAAUAAUUGUUGCACUUCGAGGGACAAGAUCAAUAUUCGACACUUUAACUGAUUUAAAAGUUGAUAUGAUACCAUAUUCGAAUACUGGGACUAAACUACCGCUUUGUGGAUUCGAUUGUAAAGUUCAUAGAGGAUUUCAUGAUUACUAUACAAGAACCUUAUCUAUUAUACAUCCAUAUAUAAUGGAGGAGUUAAAUGAUUGUAUCGAGGAUGAUAAUUAUGAACUAAUUAUUUUGGGCCAUUCAUUGGGUGGUUCAAUUGCCUAUCUACUAGGGUUGCAUUAUCUUGAUUUAGGUUUUGAUAAGCUAACCUUGGUCACAAUGGGUCAACCAUUGCUUGGAAAUGAAAAUUUUGUAAGUUGGGGAGAUAAAGUGUUAGGGAGUGUGAAUGAAGCUAAACAUAACGAGUUUAAAAGGAAAUUUUUGAGAGUUAUUCAUAAGAAUGAUGUUAUCACGACUUUACCCAGGGAUCAAAAUAUAUUUAACCGAUAUAGUCAGUUUGAUAACCAAAUAUAUUUGAAUUGUUCUGAGACAGAUACGAGACCAACUAUUAACGAAGUUAUUGAUUGUUAUGAUGGAUCCAAUAAUCAAUGCAUUGCCAAAGAUUUCCCUUUUUUGAUGUUUGAAAGACGUAAUUAUUUACAAAUACACAUCAAUUAUUUCAGACAAAUGGGGUUAUGUGGAAUAUUGAAUUGA